This is a messenger RNA of Penicillium malachiteum, 624 nucleotides long. RefSeq names its product thioredoxin domain-containing protein. The coding region runs from base 1 to 624 and encodes 207 amino acids. The transcript has 2 exons. Gene Ontology annotation, cellular component: cytoplasm. Lineage: Eukaryota; Fungi; Ascomycota; Eurotiomycetes; Eurotiales; Aspergillaceae. The record is from RefSeq and is a predicted model, not a curated record.
AUGCCUGAAGACCACUCCGACGACGAUGCCCUCUUCGCCUCCCUCGAAAACGAAGACUCAGAAGAGACCUACCGCACACAACGAAUCCAACAACUAAACGCCGAGCUCGCCGCUCAAAAAACCAACCGAUCUGCAAAAAGCAGCACAAUCGUACGAGACACCAGCUACCCAACACUCCGCGACGACCAAAGCGUCCUAAACUUCACAACGGAGACAACGCGCUGCGUGAUCCAUUUCGCACAUGAUGAUUUCGCACGGUGUGCGGUAAUGGAUACACGAAUUGCGGAGUUAGCGGCUCGACACUACGAGGUCAAAUUUGCGCGUGUUGAUGUUCGGAAUACGCCAUUCCUUGCAGAGAAGCUCAGUAUUCGGGUUUUACCAUGUGUUAUUGGGUUCAAGGAUGGUGUUGGAGUUGAGCGGAUUGUUGGAUUUGAAGGAUUGGGUGCUGGUGGAUUUGAUGCCCCCGAGGAAGGGUUUAAUGUCAAGGUCUUGGAGAAGAGGUUACUCUUUAAGGGUGUUUUGGCGCAGGCGAAGUUUUCUGCAGGAGAUGAGGAUGAGGGGGAUGAGAUUGAAGAAGAAGAUUAUUCAGAAUGGGAAAACUGGGUUGAGAGGACGCUACGAUGA